AUGUACAAGUACGUUUAUAUUGGCAGUAUACCUAGCCCUGCGUGUCUCACCAGCUUGUCCCACACGUGGUUACCUUGCGGCUAUGCCCUACAGCUCGCCGUCUUCGCCGCCGUGCUGGCCGUGGCCGGCGCCGCCUUCGUGGCCGCCCCCGCCAUCUCCUACGCCGCCCCCGCUGCCUAUGCGCCUGCUGCCCUCACGUCGCAGAGCUCCAACAUCCUGAGGAGCUUCGGCAACCUGGGACAGGUGUCCACCUACACCAAGACCGUCGACACGCCCUACUCCAGUGUCACCAAGUCUGACGUCCGCGUCAGCAACGACGCCGUCGCCCACGUGGCCGCCCCCGCCGUGGCCUACGCCGCCCCGGCCUACGCGCGCGCCUACGCCGCCCCCGCUGCCUACGCCGCCCCCGCCGUCGCCGCCCACGGUCUGCUGGGAGUGGCCUACUCCGCCGCCCCUGCCGCCGCCCACCUGACCUACAGCGCCCCGGCUCUGUCCUACGCCUGGUAG
Schistocerca piceifrons (Central American locust) is the source of this 507-nucleotide messenger RNA. Its product is annotated as cuticle protein 67-like. Bases 1 to 507 code for a protein of 168 amino acids. NCBI's taxonomy places the organism in Eukaryota, Metazoa, Arthropoda, Insecta, Orthoptera, Acrididae. The record is from RefSeq and is a predicted model, not a curated record. The transcript is spliced from 2 exons.